GACUCAGAGAAAAAGAGUGGAGAGACGCUGGAGCAGCAGCAGCAGCAGCAACAACCUGUAUCCACAAAGCAGGAGCGCACUCCAAGGGGCGACCAGACCACUUCUACAGACAUUUAAAAAACUUAUCAUACAUAUAGAAAUUGAAACAAAAAACAACACUAAUAAUUAUGAUUCUAAUAAUGGUUUAAUUCUAACAGUGCGCUGGUUGUCUCUCCUUUUAUGUAAGAUCUGUGUUGGUUGGAUGAUGCGCUUCUGACUUGGAUUAACGCGCGGUGAUAAAGGACGAUUCUGCGCACUUGGAAAAAAUUAUGUAAGGUUGUCCAGGCAUCUUAGACUGCAGUAUUACCCUCAGACACAGCCAUGAAAUCUGUGCUGGACGGUGUGGCGGACACCACCUUCCGGACUAUUACAUCUGGUUUACAGUAUCUGGGCUCCAACGACGCUAACUAUGACGACCCGCUCAAUGAUGUAGACUUCAAGGCAGGUUUCUCUCUGCAGAAGCCCUUAUCUGCUUUCCGCAGCAACUCCUUCCCUAACAAGGUACCUGCGGACGAGGAGCUCAUCCUUAAAGGCAUCCCCUUCUUCCCCACCAACGCCACAGACUUGUUCGGCAACAAGAGCACAUUCAGAGAUGAGACUAACAAUGUGCAAUGUGGGGAGAACUUUAUGGACAUGGAGUGUUUCAUGAUCCUGACUCCCAGCCAGCAGCUGGCUGUGGCUGUGAUGUCUCUGACUCUGGGUACCUUCACAGUGCUGGAGAAUCUGGUGGUUCUCUGCGUCAUCUUUCAGUCCCGCACACUCCGCUGCCGGCCAUCCUACCACUUCAUUGGCAGUCUGGCUGUGGCUGACCUGCUGGGAAGUGUCAUAUUUGUCUACAGCUUCCUGGACUUCCAUGUUUUUCACAGGAAGGACAGCCCCAACGUUUUUCUCUUCAAGCUGGGUGGAGUCACUGCGUCGUUCACUGCAUCUGUGGGGAGCCUUUUCCUCACCGCUAUUGACCGCUACAUCUCCAUACACCGGCCUCUCGCCUAUAGGCGGAUUGUGACACGGACCAAGGCUGUCAUUGCCUUUUGUAUGAUGUGGACCAUCUCCAUUGUCAUCGCAGUGCUACCUCUGCUGGGCUGGAACUGUAAACGUCUCAAUUCUGUUUGCUCAGACAUAUUCCCUCUGAUUGAUGAGAACUACCUGUUGUUCUGGAUCGGUGUAACCAGCGUUCUGGUUCUUUUCAUUAUCUACGCCUACAUAUACAUCCUGUGGAAAGCUCACCACCACGCAGUGCGAAUGCUGAGCCGCACCUCUCAGAAGAGCCUUGUUGUUUACUCAGCAGAUGGGACUAAAGUGCAGACCACACGCCCUGAGCAGACACGAAUGGACAUCCGUCUGGCCAAGACCCUGGUGCUUAUCCUGGUGGUGCUGGUCAUCUGCUGGGGUCCAGUGCUCGCCAUCAUGGUCUAUGACCUCUUCUGGAGGAUGGACGAUGACAUCAAGACAGUAUUUGCAUUCUGCAGCAUGCUCUGCCUGCUCAACUCCACUGUCAACCCAAUUAUCUACGCCUUGAGGAGCAAGGACCUGCGGCACGCCUUCCUCAGCUCCUGCGGUGCCUGCAGGGGCAGUGCCCAGCAGUUGGACAAUAGCCUCGAGUCAGACUGCCAGAACAGAAAUGCCAACAUUUCUGCCAACAGGGCUGCAGAGAGCUGCGUGAAGACCACUGUGAAAAUAGCCAAAGUAACAAUGUCUGUGUCAACCGAAACUUCUGCAGAGGCUGUCUAAUUGGCCAUCACGGGGGAAACUGUGUAAAUGUCAUCUUCCCCAAACAAUGCCAUUCAACACAAUAAAGCAGAAGUUAGAGAUAUUCCGCAGAAAACAAAAUCCUCUCCUGAAAGUAUUGACUUACAUCCUCAUGAGACGCUUUAGUGGUUGCAUUAUUUUAUGUUAGCGUGUGAGUACAUCGUGUGCCAAAGUGCCAAAUGGUAUUUCAAGUUCAUAGAAAAGGACUCACGCUUUGACACGAUUAUCAAAGACUAUCAUAAGUCUGCUGUUUACCAUAGACUUCAUGAUAUCCAGUUAGUAAAGGCAUAUUAUAUUUUUGUACUGUGAAUUCAGGUUUUAAAAAACAAUAUAUCUUCAUUUAUGGGAUAAGGGGCUACUGACAUUUUUAAUUCAUGAUGUUUUACUGUGUCAUUUAGACUUUAACAUGUCUUGCACCAUAAAUAUAAGGAAAAUAUAAACAUUUCUAUGAGGAAAUUAUUAAAAAAAAGUUAAAAUGACUCCGUUUAUUUCCAAAAUUUCCAUUAACUAUGUACAUUUUUGUACUUCAUCUGACAACACUCAGUGAGUGGCAAAUGUGUGAAGAGAUUUUGAGGAAUGAGAGGAGAUUCAUGCUCAACAUAGGAAAAAAAUAAACAUAUUUAUCACCACUAUAAGCAAACUCUAAUGAGACGGAGAUAAACUGAUUCACGGCAUUUGAGUACGUCAAACCUGAAAUGGCAUUUUCUGUGGCAGAGUGACGAUCGUCCCUGUUGUCCAUUUCUUAACUUGCUAGCUGUUAGACCUUUAGAGUAACGUGUCUUUGUUCAGAUGUAUACCUAAUAACUGUACAGUGUUUUCUUGCUAAAUGAAGUGUUUAAAUCAACUGGUUCAACUAUACAGCCAACGACAACAACGACAACAACGACAACAACAGCAACAACAACGAGCUUUUGGCAAAAGCUUGAACUCAUCAAAUCCGAAUUUGGACGCAGUGUGCUGGUCACUACUGUAACAAACUGAAGUGGUUUAUGAUUAUAGCUGCUUUAAUCAAAUGUAUGAUUUUACUGGAUUCAGCCUUGUAUGUGUGUGAUAACUUGUGACUUGGUGAUAUAUUUCCAAACCCCUCAAGCCUUUUGAUCAUUGCAGUGAGUUGUUUUUAGUGCUACUGUCGCAGCGGGGGCAUCAUUUCGGAAAAUAAAAAGCAACCCAUGCACAGGCCUAGUGAAGUACCUUUGGCGUAACUCUAAAUAAAAAUAUGUCUGCUGUUAAUUUUUACUUAUCUCGGCAAAGAAACAAGGGUCUUUUCAUUAGCUGGCAACUUGAACGGAAGUCUGUGUGUAUGCAUCGUGUGGAGAAUCGACAACUGACCUUACAAAAGAAAACUGAGAAGAUGUGAUGUAGUACUUUUUAAUCUAGAAAUCUCACAGCACAAUUGUUCUGUAGACAUUUAUCUUGGUGUAAAGUUAUCCAGACUGCUGUUUAUCAGUAUGCUUCGCUGCCUCUUGUAUUAUUGAGUAUUGAAGAUCAAAUUGUCAACUGUCAAGUGGCUUCUGUACAGUGGUGGCAUAAUGAGGAAUCUAUGACUUAAUUAAAAAAAUCACAAUCAGUCAAGUGUUUUUAGUAUUGCUGUUUUCAAACUUUUGAAUAAAGUUGCAGCUGGUUGUCAUUUC
Molecule: messenger RNA, 3419 nt
Organism: Morone saxatilis (striped sea-bass)
Lineage: Eukaryota; Metazoa; Chordata; Actinopteri; Moronidae
Gene: cnr1
Product: cannabinoid receptor 1
Exons: 2
Coding region: 361-1770 (469 amino acids)
Biological process (GO): G protein-coupled receptor signaling pathway
Cellular component (GO): membrane
Molecular function (GO): cannabinoid receptor activity
Source: RefSeq, a predicted model, not a curated record